ACGUUUAUUUGUUUUAGUUGUUUUGUAUUUUGCUAUUAGCUCUUGAAGACACACCAGUUCAUUGCAUUUUCCAUCAGAGAUCAUUGUGAGUUGACAGACCGGGAGGAUGACAGCUCAUGUGUGUUGCUUGAUUGUUGUUCUAUUGUGUCUGUUUGGAUACUUGAGCAUAACAGAUGCUGGAAAAACAACAGUAAAGCCAGGAAAGUGUCCACCCCAAUCAUCUAGAAUUAGAUCGUGUAACCGGAGUCCCUGUGAGAAUGACUCCAACUGCCCCAACAAUGAGAAGUGCUGCAGCAAUGACUGUGGAAGUUACUGUACAGCUCCAUAUAUAGUGAAGCCAGGUCAAUGUCCCGACCCAAGGGACAUUACACUAUCUCCUGAAAUCUGUGUCCAAGAUGGCCAGUGUCCUGCCACACAGAAAUGUUGCCCAACCACCAGUGUCAAUGCAUGCAGUGAACCCCAGGGUCAGGGGAGCGGCCAGGGUCAGGGGAGCGGCCAGGGUCAGGGGAGCGGCCAGGGUCAGGGGAGCGGCCAGGGAAGUGGCCAGGGUCAAGGGAGCGGCCAGGGAAGUGGCCUUGGCUAUGGUCAGGGUAGUGGCCAGGGGAGCGGCUAUGGUCAGGGAAGCGGGUUUGGCCAGGGUCAAGGGAGCGGCCAGGGAAGCGGCUAUGGUCAAGGGAGCGGCUAUGGUCAGGGUAGUGGCCAGGGGAGCGGCUAUGGCCAGGGAAGCGGGUUUGGCCAGGGUCAAGGGAGUGGCCAAGGAAGUGGCUUUGGCUAUGGCCAGGGGAGCGGUCAGGGGAGUGGCUUGGGCCAGGGAGUUGGCUAUGGCCAGGGGAGCGGCCAGGGAGUUGGCUAUGGCCAGGGGAGCGGCCAGGGAGUUGGCUAUGGCCAGGGGAGCGGCCAGGGAGUUGGCUAUGGCCAGGGGAGCGGCCAGGGAAGUGGCUUUGGCCAGGGCCAGGGAGUUGGCUAUGGCCAGGGGAGCGGCCAGGGAAGUGGCUUUGGCCAGGGCCAGGGAGUUGGCUAUGGCCAGGGGAGCGGCCAGGGAAGCGGCUUUGGCCAGGGCCAGGGAGUUGGCUAUGGCCAGGGGAGCGGCCAGGGAAGCGGCUUUGGCCAGGGCCAGGGAGUUGGCUAUGGCCAGGGGAGCGGCCAGGGAAGCGGCUUGGGCCAGGGAGUUGGCCAUGGCCAGGGGAGCGGCCAGGGAAGUGGCUAUGGACAGGGCCAGGGAGUUGGGUAUGGCCAGGGAAGUGGCUUUGGCCAGGGAGUUGGCCGUGGCUCUGGCUAUGGACAGGGGAGUGGUCAGGGACUGGGAAGUGGGCAAGGAAAGGGUCACUGAAGUGAUCAGUCAGGGAAAUUGUCUUGAAACUUUCGUAUGAAUUUUGGAUGACUCCUACUGGAGACCUUUCCGUUCAGUGCUUUAUGGCAUUUUUCCCUUGUCUAGAACUGUUGCCAUCUCCCUCCUACCCUCAAAUAAAAAUAAAUGCUUGAAGA
Carassius auratus (goldfish) is the source of this 1485-nucleotide messenger RNA. Its product is annotated as fibroin heavy chain-like. The record is from RefSeq and is a predicted model, not a curated record. Lineage: Eukaryota; Metazoa; Chordata; Actinopteri; Cypriniformes; Cyprinidae. Gene Ontology annotation, molecular function: peptidase inhibitor activity. Gene Ontology annotation, cellular component: extracellular region. The transcript is spliced from 4 exons. The coding region runs from base 107 to 1330 and encodes 407 amino acids.